CAUAGAGAAGAGCCGAUCAUGUCGGGACAAUCUCUCACGGACAGGAUCGCCGCGGCGCAGCACAGCAUGAGCGGUUCGGCCAUCAGCAAAGCAGUGUGCAAGGCCACGACGCACGAAGUCAGCGCGCCCAAGAAGAAGCACCUUGACUAUCUGAUGCAUUGCACCAAUGAGCUGAGUGUGAGUAUACCUCAUCUGGCUGACACUCUGAUUGAGAGGACAUCCAGUCAAAGCUGGGUUGUGGUGUUCAAAACCCUUAUCACCACACAUCAUCUCAUGAUGUAUGGCAAUGAGAGGUUCAUCCAAUACCUCGCAUCCAGAAGCACACUCUUUAACUUGAAUAAUUUCAUAGAUAAAGGGGCAUUACAAGGUUAUGACAUGUCCACCUACAUUAGACGAUACAGCAGAUAUCUUAAUGAACGGGCAAUGUCCUACAGGCUGGUAGCAGUUGACUUCACCAAGAUGAAGAGGGGGAUUGAUGGGGUGAUGCGCACCAUGAGCACAGAGAAGCUGAUGAAGACCCUCCCAAUCAUUCAAAAUCAACUGGAUGCCCUUCUGGACUUUGAGGCCAGCUCUAAUGUACUGACCAAUGGUGUGAUCAAUGGUGCCUUCAUGCUGCUCUUCAAGGACUCUAUUCGCAUCUUUGCUGCUUACAACGAGGGUGUUAUUAACCUUCUAGAGAAAUAUUUUGAUAUGAAGAAGCACCAGUGUAAAGAAGCCCUGGAAAUAUACAAGAAGUUUCUUAUCAGGAUGACCAAGCUCUCAGAGUUUCUCAAAGUGGCAGAGCAAGUUGGAAUUGAUCAGGUUGACAUCCCAGAUCUCUCACAGGCCCCAAGUAGUCUCUUACAAGCUCUUGAACAGCACUUGGCCUCUCUGGAAGGCAAGAAAAUCAAAGAGCUCUCCUCCAUCAACAGGGAUGAGAAACAGCAGGCUCAGGAGGCUGAGGGCAACAGAUUACAGCCUACAAAAGGAGUACAGCUCAAAGAUAUUGGCAUGCAGACCCCAACAGUGUCCCCCAGCGGGCAGUCCGUGGGCAGUGCCAACAGCAGCUGCACCAGUAGUGGUGCUACUGAGCUCCUCUCCAGUCCACCAGAUCUACCCAUCACAAACGGUGUGCACAGUUUCACCAAUGAUCAUUUCGACCUCCAACACAACCUUACCGCCCCUGUUCCAACUAGCACCCUGCCUGCCAAUAACAAUGGCUGGGGAGGACCCCUACUCAAGCCCACUUCACAGGUCCACGGCCAAGGCACACAAUUCCAUAACGGAGGAAAGUUACUGACUAACGACUUGGACUCCUCUUUGGCCAACCUAGUGGGCAAUUUGCACUUUGGAGCACCCUUGGCCAAAAAGCCAGAGAUGCAGUGGACCCACCUGGAGAAGAAAACCACAGGAGGAUCUCACUGGCAGUCUAAAGCCAUGAGUGGCACCGCACCGUGGGGACACACACACCUGGCCCCGGCCCCAAUUCCUAUGCCACAGAUGAAUGGAAUGAUUUAUACUGGCUAUGCACCAGCUCCGGUAGCAUUUCCAAUGACAACCCCCCAAGUGCCUGUAUAUGGGAUGAUCCCUCCUCCCAUGGGCCAGAUGAGUUCAAUGCCGUUGAUGGCACCCCAGCCUGUGAUGUACAACCAGCCUGUUCUCCGCACCACCAACCCCUUCACUCCUGUCCCUGGGACUCAGAUGCACUUCAUGUAGCACUAAGGAGAACGUCAGACUGACAGUAGCACCAGAGGAAAAACAUCAACCAACCCAAAACCAAAUAUGACAACGAUGAUGUGAGAAUUGGCUCAGAGACUGACAUGAUCAUGUGCCAUUUUUGCCCCUUGAGCUGUGUGUUUGUAGCAUUCCCUGCCCCCAGAGCAUAACAUAGUCCUGUCAUUUUACAUGUUCUCUUUAAUUUCCUAAGUGUCAGAUCUAGUGUUUCUAGAUGGCCCUCUUAGAUGAUGUCACUGGCUGAAUGCGAAUGGGAGUGACAAUGUAUAGUGAUUUGCGGUGGAAUGAAACAAUGUCAUGAUGUCAAGUCUCCUGCCCCCCUAUUUCCCCCCGGUUGGAGAGUUUGUUGUUGUAAUUGUGUGCACCUGAAACUUUAAUGUUUAUAAUGUCUAAACCAAGCCACGGUUUUGUAUGCACAUUGCCUGAAUAGUGUUUCGAAUCAGCCACUGUCAAUGUUGAUGAUCGUGCCACAGUUGCUGGCCUCCUGAAUUCUUGAGUCCUGGAGAAAUGUGUACAGGUCACUUUUGUACAUUUGUCUUGUCCCUGAACAUUUUGGACUUCACCUUACAAGUUGAAGCUGUUUAUGCAUACAGUAACUUGUAACAUUUCAUUCAGGUAUG
Messenger RNA from Ictalurus furcatus (blue catfish), 2333 nucleotides. Its product is annotated as phosphatidylinositol-binding clathrin assembly protein-like. Gene Ontology annotation, cellular component: clathrin-coated vesicle; clathrin-coated pit; extrinsic component of presynaptic endocytic zone membrane. The transcript has 19 exons. The coding region runs from base 19 to 1695 and encodes 558 amino acids. The record is from RefSeq and is a predicted model, not a curated record. Lineage: Eukaryota; Metazoa; Chordata; Actinopteri; Siluriformes; Ictaluridae. Gene Ontology annotation, biological process: clathrin-dependent endocytosis; clathrin coat assembly; synaptic vesicle budding from presynaptic endocytic zone membrane. Gene Ontology annotation, molecular function: clathrin heavy chain binding; phosphatidylinositol-4,5-bisphosphate binding; 1-phosphatidylinositol binding.